Molecule: messenger RNA, 7426 nt
Organism: Megalops cyprinoides (Indo-Pacific tarpon)
Lineage: Eukaryota; Metazoa; Chordata; Actinopteri; Elopiformes; Megalopidae
Gene: taf1
Product: TAF1 RNA polymerase II, TATA box binding protein (TBP)-associated factor
Exons: 41
Coding region: 284-6196 (1970 amino acids)
Biological process (GO): RNA polymerase II preinitiation complex assembly; transcription by RNA polymerase II; DNA-templated transcription initiation
Cellular component (GO): transcription factor TFIID complex
Molecular function (GO): histone acetyltransferase activity; TBP-class protein binding; RNA polymerase II general transcription initiation factor activity
Source: RefSeq, a predicted model, not a curated record
GAAGGAGUGUUACAUCGGAUGUGAAAGCGUGUGUGGUCCUCAGCCUUAUCUGAAUUUUUGGUAGCUACAAAAGUAAAAGUGGCUUUUGGACUUUACAUGAAAGAUUUUCUAACAUUACAUUAUCCCAUUCCUCCGUCGUCCCUUUUCGUAAUACUGGCUAAGAGACGGAAAUUAUGAGCUACUGUCUCCUGGACGCUUCUCUGCGGUGAAAAAGCAUUUAAAGAGUAGCAGCAAGGAGUACUCUAGCCCGGGGAUAGAAGGCCUCUAACCGAGGGUACCAAGGAUGUCGGAUUCAGACAGUGAUGAAGACCAGGACCGUCCAUUCUCCCUCACUGGUUUCCUGUUUGGUAACAUCAACGAAGAUGGGCAACUGGAAGAUGACAGUGUUCUGGACACUGAGUCUAAGAAGCACCUGGCUGGCCUGGGCUCCUUGGGUUUGGGCACACUCCUCACAGAAAUCACUGCCAGCGAGGAGGAUGUAGCUGAGGGGGAGAAGGACCCCAGCGGCACUGACGCAGAGGGCUGGGUGAAGAGCACGGAGGAUGCGGUGGAUUACUCGGACAUUAGUGAGGUGGCUGAGGAUGAAACCCGCAAAUACCGGCAGGCAAUGGGAAACCUGCAGGCCUCCAGGAGGACAGAUGAUGAGGAUGACUAUGAUGCUGACUGUGAAGACAUAGAUGCCAAACUAAUGCCCCCACCACCCCCACCGACUCUACCACUGGCAGGAAAGAAAGAGGAGCCCUCCACUCAGGCUACGAGCGUGGGGGAUGAAGGUGAUGGGAUCAUCCUGCCGUCCAUCAUUGCCCCUUCAUCGCUGGGGGACAAAGUGGACUUCAGCAGCUCCUCUGACUCUGAGUCUGAGACGGAUCGGCCUACCCAGGGGUCUGGAGUCGGUGGGCCACCGGGUAGCUUGACCCUGCCGCUGGCGGGGAUCAUGCAGAAGGAUGCAGCCAAAGCCCUCCCUGGCGUCACUGAGCUCUUCCCUGAAUUCAGGCCUGGCAAGGUUCUCCGCUUCCUGCGCCUGUUUGGCCCGGGGAAGAACAUGCCGUCCGUGUGGCGCAGCGCGCGUCGGAAGCGCAAACGGAAGCACCGGGACCCGCAGCCCGGGACGCCCCCGCCCGAAGCUGAGCAGGCGGAGCAAGGGCCUGACAAGAAAUCGGGCUGGGAUUACGAGUACGCCCUGCCCCCACCCCCGGAGCAGUGUCUGUCGGAUGAUGAGAUCACCAUGAUGGCCCCAGUGGAGUCCAAGUUCUCCCAGGUGGCUGGUGAUGGAGACAAGGUGGCCGAGUCCAGGCCCAAAGUGGCGGAAUGGCGCUACGGGCCGGCGCAGCUGUGGUACGACAUGCUGGGAGUGCCGGAAGAUGGCAGCGGCUUCCACUAUGGCUUCCGUCUCAAGGAGGAGCAGCCGGGGGGGCAGGAGCCACAGCCCACAUCCUCUCAAGAGGAGAGUGAAGAGGGACAGGCAGGUGCAGACCUGGAGGAUGAGCUCUUCUUAAUGGUGACUCAACUGCAAUGGGAAGAUGACAUUAUCUGGAAUGGGGAGGAUAUCAAGCACAAGGGCACUAAGACCCAGCGCGCUAGUCUGGCUGGCUGGCUGCCUUCCAGCAUGACCCGCAAUGCCAAUGCGUACAAUGCUCAGCAGGGUCUGAGCCGCAGUAACUCCCAGCUGGUGCCCCCAACCCCUCCUCCCAUGCCCAAAGUCCCGGCCCUUGGCUCUGGAUCUAGCAAGAGGGACAAACACAACCUGGAUCAACAAGCUUCUCAUGAGGAUGACUCUCCCUGGUUCUCCAUCUUCCCCAUUGACAAUGAGGAGCUGGUCUAUGGCCGCUGGGAGGACAACAUCAUCUGGGACGACCAGGCCAUGGAGCGCAUGCUGUCGCCUCCCGUCCUCACCUUGGACCCUAAUGAUGAAAACAUCAUUUUGGAAAUCCCAGAUGAGAAGGAGGAGCGGACAUCACACUCUCCCUCUAAGGAGAACAAGAAGGAAUCUGCUUUGAAGAAGAGUCGUAUUCUGCUGGGGAAAACUGGGGUGAUCAAAGACGAGCCCCAGCAGAACAUGUCCCAGCCAGAAGUUAAGGACCCCUGGAACCUCUCUAAUGAUGAGUUCUACUACCCGAAACAGCAGGGUCUAAGGGGGACCUUUGGGGGUAACAUCAUCCAGCACUCUAUCCCUGCAGUGGAGCUGAGGCAGCCAUUCUUCCCCACACACAUGGGCCCCAUGAAACUGAGGCAGUUCCACCGGCCCACACUCAAGAAGUACUCCUUCGGAGCGCUGUCCCAGCCAGGGCCCCACCCUGCACAGCCCCUCCUCAAACACAUUAAGAAGAAGGCAAAGAUGAGGGAGCAGGAGAGGCAGGCCUCUGGUGGGGGGGACAUGUUCUUCAUGCGCACAGCGCAGGACCUGACGGGCAAAGACGGGGAUCUUAUCCUGGCCGAGUACAGUGAGGAGUUCCCCCCUCUCAUCAUGCAAGUUGGCAUGGCAACCAAAAUCAAGAACUAUUACAAGAGGAAACCCGGCAAGGAUCCUGGAGCUCCAGACUGUAAAUAUGGAGAGACCGUGUACUGCCACACAUCCCCUUUCCUGGGGUCCCUACACCCAGGCCAGCUGCUGCAGGCGUUUGAAAACAACCUGUUCCGAGCCCCGAUUUACCUGCACAAGGUCGCAGAGACAGACUUCCUGGUCCUGCGAACGCGGCAGGGUUACUACAUCCGUGAGGUGGUGGACAUCUUUGUGGUGGGCCAGGAGUGCCCUCUUUUUGAGGUGCCUGGGCCCAACUCCAAACGUGCCAACACACACAUCCGAGACUUCCUGCAGGUGUUCAUCUACCGCCUUUUCUGGAAGAGUAAGGACCGGCCCCGGCGAAUCCGUAUGGAAGACAUUAAAAAGGCCUUCCCGUCACACUCUGAAAGCAGCAUUCGCAAAAGGCUCAAACUGUGCGCCGACUUCAAGCGCACAGGAAUGGAUUCUAACUGGUGGGUCCUGAAGCCGGAUUUCAGGCUGCCGACAGAAGAGGAAAUCCGCGCCAUGGUCUCCCCAGAGCAGUGUUGCUCCUACUACAGCAUGCUGGUGGCAGAACAGCGACUUAAGGAUGCUGGAUAUGGAGAGAAGUCCUUUUUUGCCCCUGAGGAGGAGAACGAGGAAGACUUCCAGAUGAAGAUCGACGAUGAGGUGCGCACAGCUCCGUGGAACACCACGCGGGCCUUCAUCGCUGCCAUGAAGGGGAAGUGUCUGCUGGAGGUGACGGGCGUGGCCGACCCCACAGGCUGCGGGGAGGGUUUCUCCUACGUCAAAGUUCCCAACAAACCCACGCAGCAGAAGGAUGACAGGGAGCCCCAGCCAGCUAAGAAAACUGUGACAGGGACAGAUGCUGACCUGAGACGUCUGUCCCUUAAGAAUGCCAAGCAGCUGCUGCGCAAAUUCGGGGUGCCAGAGGAGGAGAUUAAGAAGCUGUCCCGCUGGGAGGUGAUCGACGUGGUGCGCACCAUGUCCACGGAGCAGGCUCGCUCCGGAGAGGGCCCGAUGAGCAAGUUCGCCCGUGGCUCCCGCUUUUCUGUGGCGGAACACCAGGAGCGCUACAAGGAGGAGUGCCAGAGGAUCUUUGACCUGCAGAAUAAGGUGCUGGAGUCGACCGAGGUCCUCUCCACAGACACUGACAGCAGCUCGGCGGAGGACAGCGACUUCGAGGAGAUGGGCAAGAACAUUGAGAAUAUGCUGCAGAACAAGAAGACCAGCUCCCAGCUCUCCCGUGAGAGGGAGGAGCAGGAGAGGAAGGAGCUGCAGAGGAUGCUCAUGGGAGAGGAGAGCGACCGGGACAAGGGGCGCAAGGAUCGCCGCAAGGGCUUCUCCAGCGCCCUCUCUACGGGCUCCCACAAGGACGAUGACGCCUCCUCCGUUACGAGCCUCAACUCCUCGGCCACCGGGCGGCGCCUCAAAAUCUACCGCACCUUCCGGGACGAAGAGGGCAAGGAGUACGUGCGCUGCGAAACGGUCCGCAAGCCCGCGGUGAUCGACGCCUACACACGCAUCCGCACCACCAAGGACGACGAGUUCAUACGCAAGUUUGCGCUGUUCGACGAGCAGCACCGUGAGGAGAUGAGGAAGGAGCGGCGGCGCAUCCAGGAGCAGCUGAGGCGUCUCAAGCGCAACCAGGAGAAAGACAAAUUCAAGGGCCCGCCGGAGAAGAAGGCAAAGAAAGUCAAGGAGCGCCCUGACCUCAAGUUGAAGUGUGGUGCUUGCGGGGCCAUAGGCCACAUGCGCACAAACAAGUUCUGCCCACUAUACUACCAGACCAAUGCUCCGCCCUCGAACCCAGUUGCCAUGACAGAGGAGCAGGAGGAGGAGCUGGAGAAGACUGUCAUCCACAAUGACAACGAGGAGCUGAUUAAGGUGGAGGGUACCAAGAUCGUCCUGGGCAAGCAGCUCAUUGAGAGUGCUGACGAGGUGCGCCGGAAGUCACUGGUGCUGAAAUUCCCCAAACAGCAGCUUCCCCCCAAGAAGAAGAGGCGUGUGGGGACCACGGUGCACUGCGACUACCUCAAUCGGCCACACAAGUCCAUCCACAGACGCAGAACAGACCCCAUGGUCACCCUGUCCUCAGUACUGGAAGGCAUCAUCAAUGACAUGCGGGAUCACCCCAAUACAUACCCGUUCCACACGCCAGUCAAUGCCAAGGUGGUGAAGGACUAUUACAAGAUUAUCACGCGACCCAUGGACCUGCAGACACUGCGGGAGAACGUUCGCAAGCGCAUGUACCCGUCGCGUGAGGAGUUCCGGGAGAGCGUGGAGCUCAUCGUCAAAAACAGCAUCACCUAUAAUGGGGCGAAACACCCUCUGACUCAGGUGGCUCAGUCCAUGCUGGACCUGUGUGAUGAGAAGCUGAAAGAGAAGGAGGACAGGCUGGUGAGGCUGGAGAAAGCCAUUAACCCCCUCCUGGACGAUGAUGAUCAGGUGGCCUUUUCCUUCAUCUUGGACAACAUCGUUACGCAGAAGAUGAUGGCCGUGCCUGAUUCAUGGCCCUUCCACCACCCAGUGAACAAGAAGUUUGUCCCAGAUUAUUACAAAGUGAUUGCCAAUCCCAUGGACCUGGAGAACAUCCGCAAGAAUAUAUCCAAACACAAGUACCAGAACCGGGAGGUCUUCCUUAAUGACGUCAGCCUCAUCCAUACCAAUAGUGUGAAGUAUAAUGGUCCGGACAGCCCUUACACCAAGACAGCCCUGGAGAUCGUCAAUGUGUGCAAGCAGACCCUGGCAGAGUACGACGAGCACCUGACUCAGCUGGAGAAAGACAUCUCCACGGCCAAGGAGGCAGCCCUGGACGCGGCUGACCUGGAGAGCCUCGACCCCAUGACUCCCGGACCCUACACACCACAGCCUCCUGACCUUUACGACAGCAGCACCUCUAUGAGCCUGCACAGGGAGGCCAGCCUGUUUGCUGAUGGCCCUCCUGGCGCAGCCCCCGACAAGAGGGGGGCGCAGGGUCGCCAUGGGCGCGGGAGGCUGGGUGAAGAGGAGUCGGACGUGGACAUCGAAGGGUUCGAGGAGGAUGAAGACGGCAAGCCCAAGACCCCGGCUCCUGCAGAGGAUGGUGAGGGUGACCUAGACGAUGAAGAGGAUGAUGAGGAGAUGCUGUUGCCGCCAAGGAGACGGGUGCAUGGCCAUGAAGACGAGGAUGAUGAGGAGGAUGAAGGCACCAGCCGUCCAGCCCAGGCCAGUGUGCUGUACCAAGAUCUGCUCAUGUCAGAUGGGGAGGAUGACGCCAGUGAAGAGGAGGGGGACAACCCUUUCUCCUCAAUCCACCUAUCGGAGAGCGGCAGUGACUCAGACAGGGAGCUGGAGCCUCGGGGGGCGCCACCCAGAGGCCACCAGGAGACGGCGCGCAUGGGGAUGGAGCAGGAUGAAAGCAUGAUGUCGUAUGAGGGCGAGGGGCCAGACGAGGGUCAGAUGGAGGACAGUAAUGUCAGCUAUGGCAGCUAUGAUGAAGUAGAUCAGAGCCAGAGACAAGCCUCCAGCCUGGGCAAUGGAGAGGGAUACGGAAUGAGUGAGGAGGAAGAAGAGGAGGAAGAGGAGGAAGAAGAAGGCGGGAACAGGAGACGGGGCCCCAGUGUGCUGUCUCAGGUCCAACUGAGCGAGGACGAGGAGGACAGUGAGGAGUUCAGGUCCAUCGGGGGGGACAGCGACAUGGACUCGGACACGUAGAAGGAAUCCAAACCUCUGAACUGCUGUGAUGUCACAUAGAAGUGCUGCAUUGCACAUAAUCAGAACUUUCUCGUCAGUGACCUCACACUCACUCCAAAUAUUACCCCACCUUCAGCCCACAUUUGUUUCUCGUUGUAUACAGUUUUGUAUUGUGCAUUAUUAAGACCACAGGGAAGUGUCUCUGCUUUAUAUGAACAGGCUGUGUUUGUGGGCCAUUUUUGUGCUGUGGUUUAUUUUAGGUUUAGGUGUCUUCAAGGACCCUAAAUGUAGCCUGUGCAUUUUUUUAUGGCUAAAGUUAAUGUGGGUAAAUCCCGUCAUGUAUUCUGUAAAUAUUAAAAGAAUACUCAAUUAAAAUGGUUAUGAUAUGUAUAGGCAGAUGACUCCAUAUUUGAUCCUCAGAACAUGUAAUCCUUCUUUACCUCUGGCCAUCAGGUGGAAGUAGUGGGAUGGUGUAUUUUCUAUGGAAGACAUAUACCCAACAAUGGAAUUGGGUAUAUUUAUGAUCAUAAAUGUGAGUAAAUGUCUGUUGUACAUAGAAUCUGUUCUCAGCAAUGAGAGAAAUCUUUACACAUUCCAUAAAUGAAGAAACCAGCUUCCAACAUUUGGCCUGCAUCUUAAGUUGACGAGAAACCUUUUCGGACUAUUGCCGUAACAUAUAAUAGAUGUUUCAAGCUUUGUAACAUACUUUGUCAACAUAAUUAUUACACACUGAGAUGCAGAUGUCUCAUCUUUACUUUAUGUAAAGGAAGCAUACAUUUGUUUUUUUGUUUUUUUUCUCCCCAGAAUGUCUGCCCAUUAGUCCUAGCAGGGUUUCCCCUGUUUUUUUUUAAUCAAAUGUAGCUCAGAGAGUAAGGCCCUCCAUUCUUGAAAUCUUACAUGCUGCUGCUGUGUUUGACUUGCUGAAUCUAGAUGGGACAGGUAUUUGAGCAUUCAACUUUUUCGUGAUAAAAAAAAAAACCUUUAAUCAAGUUGCCCGAAGUCUGAAAUGCCUGCAAUCAACUUAGCUGUGUCUCACAUGCUUUUCAGUUAAGGUUUCCCUAUCAAAUUACAGGCUGAGUCACAUGCUGUGAGGCCAGUGACAGCAGCUAUCAAGCAGGGUGAAAUGUUUCAUCAUUGGAGCUAUUGUAUUUUGAACUGCACUAUACAUGUAUGCAUGCAUAUGUCCUGAGAAUCUCCUAGGACUUGAGGACAUACACUGGGGUCCAAAAUUAUUGGGGCAUCUGGGCAUUU